Lathyrus sativus (Indian pea) is the source of this 2559-nucleotide messenger RNA. The record is from the annotation of a GenBank genome assembly. Lineage: Eukaryota; Viridiplantae; Streptophyta; Magnoliopsida; Fabales; Fabaceae.
AUGUCGACUCAUAGUAGUAGUAAUGUGGAUUCGCCGAAAGCAGCACAAUCGAUGCAGAUGAGGAGGGCGCCAUCGAGAGGCGCGGCGACGACAUUCUCGUUGGAGGUAUUCGAUGACGAAGUCGUGCCUUCUUCACUCGCUUCCAUCUCUCCGAUUCUCAGAGUCGCCAACGAGAUCGAAUUAGAGCGUCCUAGAGUUGCCUAUCUAUGUAGGUUUUAUGCAUUCGAGAAAGCGCACAGGCUGGAUCAAAGUUCCACCGGGCGUGGUGUUAGGCAGUUUAAGACGUUGUUGCUGCAACGAUUGGAGAGGGACAAUGCAACUAGUCUCGCUUCUCGGGUUAAGAAGACAGAUGCAAGGGAAAUCCAGACUUAUUAUCAACAAUACUAUCAACAAUAUGUCAGAGCUCUUGACCAAGCGGAUCAAGCAGACAGGACCCAGCUCAGCAAAGCUUACCAGACUGCUGGUGUGCUCUUUGAAGUGCUUUGUGCUGUUAAUAAGACUGAGAAGGUCGAAGAAGUAGCUCCUGAGAUUAUGGCAGCUGCUAAAGAUGUUCAGGAAAAGACGGAAAUUUAUACACCUUAUAAUAUUCUUCCUCUGGAUUCUGCUGGUGCUUCUCUGCCCAUUAUGCAGUUUGAAGAGAUUAGGGCUGCUGUUUCUGCGCUCUGGAACACUCGUGGCUUGAACUGGCCUAGCUCAUUUGAGCAAUCGAGGCAGAGAGGUGGAGAUUUAGACAUGCUUGAUUGGCUUAGAGCAAUGUUUGGUUUCCAGAAGGACAAUGUGAGGAAUCAAAGAGAACAUUUGAUUCUGCUUCUUGCUAACUCGCAUAUAAGGCUACACCCAAAACCCGAGCCUUUUAACAAGCUCGAUGAUCGUGCUGUUGAUUCUGUGAUGAAAGAACUCUUUAAGAAUUACAGAACAUGGUGCAAAUUCUUGGGACGAAAGCAUAGUCUGCGACUACCUCAAGGUCAACCAGACAUACAGCAGAGGAAGUUGCUUUAUAUGGGCUUAUAUCUUCUCAUUUGGGGUGAAGCAUCCAAUGUUCGCUUCAUGCCAGAGUGUCUAUGCUACAUAUUUCACAAUAUGGCAUAUGAACUGCAUGGUUUAUUGGCUGGAAAUGUUAGCAUUGUCACUGGUGAAAAUAUCAAGCCUUCUUAUGGUGGAGAUGAUGAGGCAUUCCUACGAAAGGUUAUCACACCCCUAUACCGAGUAAUUGAAAAGGAAGCUAAGAAGAGCAAACAUGGAAAGGCUUCACACUCAGCAUGGUGCAACUAUGAUGAUCUAAAUGAGUAUUUCUGGUCACUUGAUUGCUUUUCUCUUGGAUGGCCCAUGCGUGAUGAUGGCGAUUUUUUUAAAUCCACUAAUGAUUUGAAACAGGGAAAAAAGGGUGCGCCAAUAAAACCCAGGAGACUUGGAAAAUCAAAUUUUGUUGAAACACGGUCAUUUUGGCACAUCUUCCGCAGUUUUGAUCGUCUUUGGACCUUUUUUUUGCUGGGUUUGCAGGUGAUGUUCAUUAUUGCAUGGGAUGGGAUUUCACUGAUGGAUAUCUUUCAGAAGAAUGUUAUGUAUAAACUGUCUAGUAUAUUCAUCACAGCAGCCAUUCUGCGAUUACUUCAAAGUAUAUUGGACCUGGUCCUAAACUUUCCAGGCUAUCAUCGAUGGAAAUUCACCGAUGUGCUAAGAAAUAUUCUUAAAGUCAUUAUCGGUUCUAUAUGGGUUAUCAUUCUUCCAAUUUUCUAUGUCACUUCUUUCAAGGGUGCACCUCAGGGUCUCAAGGAAUUGCUUUCUUUUUUCAAGCAAAUAAAAGGCAUUCCGGCAAUGUACAUGCUGGCAGUUGCAUUGUAUAUGCUACCAAAUUUAUUAGCAGCUGCUCUCUUUCUUUUCCCAAUGCUAAGGCGUUGGAUUGAAAACUCAGACUGGCACAUAGUUAGAUUCUUCUUAUGGUGGUCUCAGCCAAGAAUAUAUAUUGGAAGAGGAAUGCAUGAAAGUCAAUUUGUUCUCCUAAAGUAUACUAUUUUCUGGGUGUUGCUUUUGGCUUCAAAGUUUUUAUUCAGCUUUUAUGUUCAGAUAAAGCCUCUAGUUAAGCCAACCAAGGACAUAAUGAACAUUCAACAUGUUGACUAUGCUUGGCAUGAGUUUUUCCCCAAGGCUGAAAGCAACUAUUGUGCUGUUGCUGCACUCUGGGCUCCUGUACUUAUGGUUUAUUUCAUGGACACUCAAAUUUGGUAUGCAAUCUUCUCAACUUUGUACGGUGGCCUUGUUGGAGCCUUUGAUCGUCUAGGAGAGAUACGCACUCUGGGCAUGCUGAGGUCAAGGUUUCUGUCAAUUCCUGGUGUAUUCAACACAUGCUUGGUUCCUUCUAAUAAGAAAAAAGGAAGAUUCUCAUUCUCAAAACAAUUUUCUGAGAAUUCUGCAAGCAGAAGAAAUGAAGCUGCCAAAUUUGCCCAGUUAUGGAAUGAAAUUAUUUGCAGUUUUCGUGAGGAAGAUCUCAUAAGUGAUAGGAAAGACCUCAGAGACAAACUCUUAGAAUUUUUUCCCUUUGUUCUCAAUCAUAGUUUCUAG